AUGGUGGUCCAAGCAGACAUGGACGAACCCGUCCGGGAGGAUGAAAGUACCGAAUUUAUCGGCCUGGGCUGUGCCCUUGAAUUAUUUUCUGAAUUGGACGAAGUACUGACUAUGAUCGAUGAGUUGAAAUCAAUUUACACCGCCAAGAAGGCCACCGAGUGCGCUUAUGAGAAGUUCCGUUGCGUGCUAACCCUGUACCAAGAGCAGCCCCAUCUCCUAGACCCACAUUUAGAUACUAUUUUAGAAAGAAUAAUAUUGAUUGUCAGGAACAAAGAUGAGCCGAUUGAACUCAAGCACGAGGCGUUCAAGUAUUUACAUGUCAUUGUCAAGGUUCGAGGAUACAAAGUUGUGGUCCGGCACUUGCCGCAUGAGGUGUCGGAUUUGGAACCAGUUUUGGCUAUGCUGGAAAGACAGAACCCUAAAAGUACUGAGACCUGGGAAACAAGAUAUGCGCUUCUUCUAUGGUUGUCGAUCAUUGUCAAAAUUCCUUUUCACAUGACAAGACUUGAUAGCUUUCAAGUUUCUCCAGGCCCUUCAACCUCAAGUUCAAAUGAAGCUUCAGACCGUAGAACUGUAAUUCAGAGGCUUGUGGAUGUGUGUAAAUUAUAUAUUCUAGUUGGCGACAGUUCACGGUUUCCUGCAGCAUUCUUGGCUUCACACUUUUUUACCCGAUCCGAUGUGAAGGAGCAGCACCUUGGGCCCUUCAUCUCCUUUGCAUGUCAAGUUGUGGGUUCAGAGAAGAGUGAAAUGAGUGCGCAGUGUGGUGCUCUCUCUGCUUUGGCUGCAAUUCUCAAACAUGGUGAUCGAGAGGAUUUAAUACCUCAUGGGGCAGAACUUCUUCACUGGCUUACAAAUGGCAACUACAGGAAAAGAGAUGUUCCCCUAAUAAGACAACUAGGAAUGAAGGUCAUCCAACGAAUAGGCUUAACAUUUUUGAAAAUGAGAGUGGCAGCAUGGCGUUAUGAUCGCGGUUGCCGUUCUUUAGCAGUAAAUUUGAAUGCUGGUGAUGCUACUCAUCAAACAGUGGGUCAUCAUGCUUCUUUGAAUAAUACUGAUGAAGUGGGAGAGGAUUUCGACAUUCCUGAGGAAAUUGAGGAAGUGAUAGAAGAGCUCAUUCAGGGCCUUCAAGACAACAACACAAUAGUUAGAUGGUCAGCAGCCAAAGGCAUUGGCAGGGUAACAGGCAGACUCCCAAAGGAACUGGCUGAUGAGGUAGUUGGCUCAGUUUUAGAGUUAUUCAGUGCACAAAACUCUGAUUCUGCUUGGCAUGGAGGUUGCUUAGCUCUUGCUGAAUUAGGGAAACGAGGCCUCCUGUUACCUCAAAGAUUAGAUGAAGUUGUUCCAGUGGUCUUGAAGGCAUUGUUUUAUGAUGAGUCCCGAGGUUAUGUGUCUGUUGGAGCCCAUAUCCGUGAUGCUGCAUGCUAUGUCUGCUGGUCCUUUGCGCGUGCCUAUGACACGCGAGUUCUCCAGCCUUAUGUGAAAGACAUUGCCGGUGCUCUGGUGGUUGUGACAGUGUUUGAUCGUGAAAUAAAUUGCCGUAGAGCUGCAUCUGCUGCAUUCCAAGAAAAUGUUGGCAGGCAGGGAUCAUUCCCACAUGGUAUUGAGAUCCUGACCACUGCAGACUACUUUGCUGUUGGUGUCAGGUCCAAUGCUUACCUCAACAUAAGUCCGUUUGUUGCUCAGUUUGAAGAAUAUACACUCCCUCUUAUAGAUCAUCUUGUCCAAUACAAAGUAGAUCAUUGGGAUGUUGCUAUCCGAGAGUUGGCUGGAAAAGCCUUGCACAAUCUCACACCAAAGGCUCCUGAUUAUAUGGCCUCUUCAGUGUUACCACAACUUCUGAGUCGAACAACAUCAAUUGAUUUGAAUGCCAGGCAUGGGGCCGUCCUUGCAAUUGCUGAACUUAUUCAUGGUUUGGCCAUUGUAGGGAAGGAAAGAACUCAGAGUAUUCAAGAUUUGGUUGGAGAAAAUGUCAUUCAAGAAAUUUGUUCACUAGUGCUAAAGUUUAAAGAAAGAGGCCAGUUCAGAGGCAUGGGCGGUGAAUUAAUGAAGCAGGCUUGCUGUGUGCUCGUAGAAAAAUCUUCUCUUGCCCAGAUGCCAUUCCACGACCUCUCUAUUAUUGAUGAGUACCAAGCACUUAUAGAUGACUGCUUGUCUAAUGAGGUUGCCACUGUGAGGACAAGAGCUGUUCUUGCAUUACCAUCUUUCCUGUCAGAGUAUUACCAACAUGGUGAUGCUGAGCGUUGCUCUCGUAAGCAACAAGCAGUUAUUAGCUUGUACACAGGAAAAUUAAAGGCCGUGAAUAAAGCUACUCGAAUGGGAUUCUGCUUAGCAAUUGGGUCACUUCCUGCUUUUAUGCUGCAAGGGCAUGUAUCUUCAGUUAUCCAGGCCUUAAUCGGUUGUACUGAAAUAACUGAAAACACAUCAAAAUGGGCUGAAAGUCGGAGAGAUGCUGUGAAAGCACUCCAUACUAUUACUUCAACUCUUGGCAUUGCACAUGGAAGUAAACAGUCAGACCCUGGGAAAGUGGGCAAACAAUUAGUCGAUGCUAUGUAUUCCUGCUUUCUACGAUGUUUGGGAGAGUACACAAUGGAUAGCAGGGGUGAUGUUGGAGCAUGGGUUAGGGAAGCAGCUAUGACAGCUCUUCAGGUUCUUACCUCACUGGUUGUAAAGCAAGACCCCUCCCUUUUAGAUCCCGAUGUCAUCAAGAAAAUGAUGGCUGAUCUUUCACAACAAGCUGUUGAGCGGAUUGAUCGAACUCGUUCUCAUGCAGGGCGUGUUUUUAGCAGCCUCCUCCACAGUGACCCCGUGGUUCCUCAUAUCCCCCACCACUUGGAUAUUUUGCAACUGUUACCUUUAAAUCUCUGCCAAGAAGAAUUGAAUUGGAAUUCAGCUGCAGACACCUUCCCUCUCUUCAUUCAGCUAUUGAGGCUGGAGUCCUACUCAGCAAGUGUAAUGCUAGGACUUGUAGCCAGUGUUGGAGGACUCACAGAAAGUUUGGUCAAGCAUUCAAGUUCUGCAUUUUUUGCAUACCUCAAGAAUCUACAUAGCACACCUGAAGAGUUGAGGAGGCUCUGUGGCAUUAUUGUCAAUGUAUUAAUAGAAUGGAUCCAUUCAGAAAGGCUUUCAGAUUCCCUCCUCACUUUCCUGGACCGUGUUCUGGGUAGUGGAUCAAUACAUUCCAUUUUGGUGGACCCAGAAGUACCUUUCUCCUCAGAAAUACUGAGGGUGGUAAAAGCUGAAGUCACACGUUCAAAAGAUAUUCACAAGCUUAAUCAUGUAGUUGAUGUUCUCUGUCAAUUAGUACAGGUUCCAGGAGAAGUUUCAAGACGUUCUCUGACCCAGCUGCUUAUAUUCUUGUGCCACCGCUUUCCUAGGAUUCGAAGCUCCACUGCUUCAAAGUUGUAUGAGGCCCUAAUGCUUUAUGGAGAUGAUGCGGGGCUUGAUCCAGUUGCUAUUGAUCAAGCCAUGUCCCUUUUAUCUGAAACUGAUUGGGACCAACCAGUGGAGAUUCUGCGGCCUCUUAGGAAUGACAUUUGUGAACAUUUGGGCAUACCACCACCUAAAGUUGUUCAGAAGAAGAGCAACACCUCUCUUGAUACUUGAAUCUCUGUGAUUGGAGAUGCUGCUAUAUGUUUAACUAUUCCAUUUUCACUCACUGCUUUCACAUAAAGUGCCUUUUUAAUGAAUGACUGACUGUGUAUUUUUAAGUAUAGAGCUUUGCCUUAUCAUGCUGAUGAGAUCAAACAGAUAUCAUGUGCCUAUGAAAUGUGGGACUGAAAUUGAUUGGAUUUUACGAGUGAUAUGGGAGCCAAUAUUAAUCUCCUUGGUUUAAGAGCACAUCAUCAACUUUCUUGUAUGUAGGAUAUCUGCAUUUUAUUUUUUCCAAACAACAAUCUGUGAUGUGUUAAAGUUGUCUAAAAUUAGUAUAUUUAAGUUGCUUACUAUGUAUGUUUGAGUAAUUUUUAACUUAUUAGA
Messenger RNA from Thrips palmi, 3975 nucleotides. It is a transcript of the gene TBCD, whose product is annotated as tubulin-specific chaperone D. Bases 1 to 3603 code for a protein of 1200 amino acids. Lineage: Eukaryota; Metazoa; Arthropoda; Insecta; Thysanoptera; Thripidae. The record is from RefSeq and is a predicted model, not a curated record. Gene Ontology annotation, biological process: bicellular tight junction assembly; microtubule cytoskeleton organization; adherens junction assembly. The transcript has 15 exons. Gene Ontology annotation, molecular function: GTPase activator activity; beta-tubulin binding. Gene Ontology annotation, cellular component: lateral plasma membrane.